Molecule: messenger RNA, 633 nt
Organism: Phytophthora sojae
Lineage: Eukaryota; Oomycota; Peronosporomycetes; Peronosporales; Peronosporaceae
Exons: 1
Coding region: 1-633 (210 amino acids)
Source: RefSeq, a predicted model, not a curated record
AUGUUGAAGGGCCUUACCGGAGACUUGUCCGGCGCUGGCGACGUGUGCCACGUCAUGCGCGACUUCUCGCAGUGCCUGGCCAUGCAGUACUUGCUGCCGGGCGAGGGCAUCAUGUUCUCCAUGCAGUCCACGAAGGAGGAGUUCACGUUCACUAACCACGCGCUGCUCAAGAUCGCCGGCAACAACUCGACCACCACGCGCAAGCUCACGGAGCGCUACGACUACCGCCACGAGACCAUCACGGCCGUCAAGUUCGAGACGGCGGGACUCGUGGACCGCGAUUGCGAGAUCAAGUUCAAGAUCGGCGGCAAGUCGAUGUCCAUCGACGUCGCCAAGGCCGAGCAGGCGGACGCACAGGACUUUUACAAGGUGCUGGAGAUGCUCAGCCGCCGGCAGCUUGAGAACAAUCGCGCGUGGGAGCACGGCUGUCUGGCGCUCAAGUACUCGAGUGAGGCGCUGUAUCUCACCGAGAACAGCGGCCAGACACUGACGAAGCAGAGCGACGAAGCUGCCUCCUGGGUUGGUGAGCUCUACAAACGCACGCACCCGCUGUGCUACAGAGAAUUCAUCACCAGCGCGUUCCAGGAGCUCCGGCUCAUCGACAAAAUGGAGCGCUUCCAGAUACAAAAGUAG